AUGGAAGGUACCAUUCCGAGCUCAUUCUCUGAACUCAGGAGUAUUGAGGUUCUUGACUUAGGAGGAAAUAACUUGGAAGGUACCAUUCCAAGCUCAUUCUCUGAACUCAAAAAUAUUAAGGUUCUUAAAUUAAGAGAAAAUAACUUGGAAGGUACCAUUCCAAGCUCAUUCUCUGAACUCAAGAGUAUUGAGUAUCUUGACUUAGGAGGAAAUAACUUGAGUGGGAUGUUGGAGUUUGACAUGUUUCUUACUUUCAAAAGUUUCACUUUGUUGGACCUGAGAUCCAACAAUUUGACAUUGCUAACCAAGGCCAAUUCAAAUGGUACUCUUCAUCAGUUUGAAAGUCUAAAUUUGGGUUCUUGCAACUUGCGAAAAUUCCCAGAUUUCUUACGAAACCAAAACAAAUUGCUUCUUCUUGAUCUCUCACACAACAAUCUUGAAGGCCUAAUACCCAAAUGGUUUUAUAAUGUAAGUAUAGAAUCUCUUGAGUUUAUAAGCCUUUCUGACAAUUUUCUAGUAGGCUUUGAACAAUCACCAAUGGUUCUCCCAUGGUCUAAACUAUCAAGUUUAGAUCUUGGCAAUAACUCGUUGCAAGGAUCACUCCCAAUUCCACCACCAUCUACCAGGAUUUAUCGAGUCCAAAGGAACUUCAUAAGAGAAAUGUCACCGUUGUUGAUUUGCAAUCAGAGUUCACUUGAAGUACUUGAUUUGUCCUAUAACAACUUGAGUGACAUGCUUCCUCCAUGUUUAGGAAACUUCAGUUCUCCUUUGUUAGUACUUCAACUACGAAGCAACAACUUCCAUGGCACCAUCCCAAAAACAUGGUCAAAGGAAAGCGGCUUAAAGAUGAUUGACUUAACUGAAAACCAAUUGCAAGGUCAGGUACCAAGAUCAAUGGCUAACUGUACGAUGCUAGAGUACCUUAAUGUUGGUAACAAUCAAAUCAAUGAUCUCUUUCCCUUUUGGUUGGGAACUCUUUCUCGGUUGAAGGUUCUCGUCCUUCGUUCCAAUGCAUUCCAUGGUGCAAUAACGAGUCCUCAAACCAAUUAUACAUUCUUCGAGUUGCAUAUCAUUGAUCUCUCUCAAAAUAGUUUCUCUAGAAAUUUGCCUGCUAAGUAUUUCCUACAUUGGAAUGCCAUGAAAGUUGUCGGUGCAAAUCAGUUGAUAUACAUGGUGCUACAUAUUACUAGCAAAGACGGCCCCUUCGAUGGUACUGUCCUUUGCACAGUUACAGUGACAAACAAAGGCAUAAAUUUAAAGUAUGAUAAAACCCAAUAUGUGUUCACAGUCAUUGAUUUCUCAAGCAAUAAAUUUGAAGGAGAAAUUCCAGAAUUCCUAAGAACUCUUAAAGGACUGCAUUUACUAAAUCUUUCCAAUAAUGCUCUCACUGGUUAUAUCCCGCCAACCUUGGGGAACUUGACAAAUAUAAAAUCAAUGGAUCUUUCCAAAAACAAGUUGUUUGGAGAGAUACCUCCACAACUAACACAACUCUUUUCCCUUGAAUACUUUAAUGUCUCCAACAACUGUCUCACAGGACCUAUACCAUAUGGCAAUCAAUUUGACACAUUUCCGAAUAGUUCAUUUGGAGAUAAUCAAAGUUCAGAGUCUCCAUUUGAAUUUGGUUGGAAAGUAGUUGCCAUAGGGUAUGGAUGUAGAUUUGUUAUAGGAAUUGUUAUUGGGCAAAUUGUGAUUGACAUCUAUAUUGGAGCGGGUGAGAGUUCAGCAACUACCUUAGAAUGGGCAAUGGCUGAGCUGAUAAGAAACCCAAGAGUAAUGGCGAAGGCACAAGCUGAAGUGCGACAGGUCCUGAUAGGGAAGAAAAAAUUGGAAGGGAAAGACAUGCAGCAGUUAGAUUUCGUGAAAUAUGAUCACAGGAACUUUAAGAUUACAUCCUCCUGUUCCUUUACUAAUAAGAAAAGCCAAGGAAAGAUGUAA
This is a messenger RNA of Corylus avellana, 1935 nucleotides long. NCBI's taxonomy places the organism in Eukaryota, Viridiplantae, Streptophyta, Magnoliopsida, Fagales, Betulaceae. The record is from RefSeq and is a predicted model, not a curated record.